Molecule: messenger RNA, 903 nt
Organism: Aspergillus tanneri
Lineage: Eukaryota; Fungi; Ascomycota; Eurotiomycetes; Eurotiales; Aspergillaceae
Exons: 4
Coding region: 1-903 (300 amino acids)
Source: RefSeq, a predicted model, not a curated record
AUGGCGGCAGGCCUCAUGGACACGAAUAGGGACAAGUCGCGCUACGCACGGCUCUUCCUGAAAGGCAAAACCGGCGCCGGCGCAAGCCUGAAGGCGAACCAUACGCCGCUGCUGGUGGCAUGCAAGCCGACUGAGGAGGGCUUCUCGGCGACGGUCGCUGCUGCGAAGAUUGACAACAACAAGCUUGACCUGGCCAACGUGACUGCUAUGUACCACAUAUCCGCCUUCUGUCACAUACCCGCGGUGGAAUCGGCCCACUUUGAAGCGUUACAGGCGUUGUGGAUCCGAACAAUUCCGCUUUUUAACUUCCGUUUCCUCACCGGCAACGACGAAGCCUUGCGUGCGAGGAAUGUAGACUCGGAGCUCUUGCCCCAGCAAGCGGCGUGCGCCGCGUGGGAAAUCAUGGUCAACAUCCAAAGCAGCAAGGAGGUGUUGCCAGCAGUCGACAAGGACAACACAACGCCUUCGCCAUGUGACGCCGCGGCCGCUUUGGCUGAACUAUUCGAUCCUCUGACCGCACAGCUAACCACAGCAUUUAUCGAGAGGCCACUUCAAACUCGGCUAGCCAGUGAUACUGUGCUAGAAUCCCUCACGUCCCUUUUCCCAGACUCGAAUACUGCUGUGCUGAGUCCCUUGCUGAGGACCGUCCGUGGACCUGAGUCGCAGGACAAGUUUCCAACCCGAAAGCCCAUACUGGAUAUCCUGAGGGUCCUCGCAGCUUCAAACGAGGCUGCUCUCGGGAAAGACUCGUCUGAUGUAUUCUUCAGUCUCACGUCCGCAGACUUGUACCGCUUCUACUGCCAGAGUAGCCUUGGCAUUCAGCACCAAGGUGGCCUUAGACGGCAGCGCCCUCAUUUUCGACAAGGCGCAGGUGGCUGGACGCCAAACAAGCUCCGUCUCUAG